ACCCUGUUGGUAGUUCGACCCUUCUUCUGUACCAUGAACGUAAAAAAACACUCAUGAAAACCCGAUUAAUCUCCUUUUUGGCCUCCGAAAAUUGUUGAUGUAAGCGGCGGAAGUGUCUGAGAAUACCGCCCUCGCAACACUCACCUUCAUCCAUCUUGCAGGCGAGCGGAUGAAAGGGUUAUCAGGAGUGCCGGUCUUCGUGUGGGCGUGGGUGUGGGUGGGCGUGACCUGUGAGACGGAAGACCCCACCUGGAUGACCUCCGUGACCCCAGGGAAAGGCGAAGUGGAGGGGGCGUGGCUCGAGGGGGGCGAUGGGGGAGCCAUGUGUGCGGACCUACAGCAACGAGAAGAAGGAGGAGGAGGAGGCGUGGCGGUGUGUCUGAGGGUCAACAUCAAGAAGUCGUCGCCCCUCGCCACCCUGCUUACCCUGACCCGCCCUUCACCCUCGCCGGCCCUCGUUGUGGACGUGGGUCACCUGGGCCUGUGGCUGAGCACGGCGAGGCAGGGGCAAAACGCGCCCCACGUUUCUUUCUUCGAGGCGCGGCUGCCCCCCGGGACGUGGCGCCACCUGUGUGUGCAGCAGCGGGGGCGCGGCCCUGCAAGUGCUGACGCCUCGCAGCCGCAGCCCGAGGCCGGGCACCACGGACUCCGCUGCUUCGUGGACGGGCAGGAGGAGGAGCUGGUGCCCGUCACACCCUCGCCAGGGCCCGAGGACCGCUGCAGGGGAGACGUGGCCAGCUGCCCGGGCCGCGCUCCGCUGCAAAACGCCGCGCCCACCAGUGGGGGCGUGUGGCAGCUGUGUGUGGGCGGCGGCCAUCGGUCGGUGGCGGGGGCGGUGGCCGACGUGCGGGUGUGGGCGGGGGUGCUAGACGACGAGGCUCUGCGGGCAGCCUCGCUCUGCCCCGGGCGUAUGCCCCCCGCCCCGCCCCCUCUCCACGAUUCUGGGGGGUGGGUGCCGCAGAGCAACGCCUCGACAGCUGCCUUUCCGCUGCGGCAGGUGUGCGCCGCCGCGCCGCGCUUGGUCGACGUGCGCCCAGCCGGCACUUUCCGCGGCCUGAGUGAGCUCUGCGUCGCCCUUGGCGGGGCCGUGCCGCCCGCCGCCACCCUCAAGGCCACCCUCCCCGCCCUCAACGAGUCGUGUGAGGGCCCCGCGGGGCUACUCUCCUGGGUAGGCGGUGACCCCGUGGUCGGAGCCGCGGCCGAGGAGACGUGUCCUGCAGUGGAUGUAGGCGGCGGGGCGGUGCGGGCGGCGUGCGUGCUGCAGCUACCUUGCUCUUUGUGUGUCGUGCCGCGCACCUCCAUCUACCGCCUCUACGGCCACGACGGCAGCCUCUUCGACUUCACUUUCUACUUGGAGACAGAGGCCGACGGCCAGCCUGCCUUCAGGGGUUCUGGCGGCUCGCGGCUGGAGCGCGCGGGCGACGGCUGGCGGCUGGCCUCGGUGCUGCACAGCCGCCGCUGGACGCUGGCUGAGGCGGCAGUGCUGCCGCUGGGGCGGCGGCGGUGGACGGAGGGCGGCGUGCAGACGCUGCUGGCGCUGACGGUGUGUCGCAGCGGUCAGUUCUCCUGCGACGACGGCCAGUGCGUGGCGCAGACGGCGCGCUGCAACGACAUCGUGGACUGCCGGGACCGUUCCGACGAGGCUGAGUGCAGCGUGGUGGUGACCCCCGAGGGCUACGACCCUUACUACCCCCCGCCGCCGCGCCCCGGGGAGACGCCGCCCCUGGACCUACCUUACCACAUCGACGUAUAUUACCUGAGCGACGUCACCACUGAGGAGGGUCGUGCCGGCAUGGACGUGGGCGUUACGCUCUCCUGGUACGAUUCGCGACUCCGGUUCCUCAAUCUCAAGCCGGGCAUCAAGAACUACUUCCCAUGCAAGCUAGUGUGGACGCCGGUGGUGCGCGCCGUGGCGGGGCGCGGCAUAGGCUUCAUCCUCGACACGGACGACUACGAGAAGUUUUGCUACACGUACGCCAGCGACGAGCUGGUGGCGCGGCCCCUCAGCGACCCCCUCAUGGGUCACCUCGCCGAGGGCCGCACACACGCCGUGGAGGUGUACCUCGGCGUGCUGGCGUGGCUGCCGUGCCGCUUCCGCCUGCCCGCCUACCCGUUCGACGCCCAGCGCUGCAACAUGUCCUUCGUCAUGACCAACGCGCCGGGCACCCGCGCCUUCACCAAGGCCUCGCCCGGCAGACGCGUCCCCUACCUUAACUCGCGCCGCGUCCUGCUGGAGUACGAGCUGCACGCCCUCACCACGGAGGUCGGCGCCUUCCUGCAGGGCACCGACAACAACACCUACUUCGCCCUCACCUUCCACCUGCGGCGCCUCUACGGCUACCACGUCACCAACAGCUACUUCCCCAGCCUGCUCAUGUUCGUCAUCUCCUGGGCGACCUUCUUCUUCCAGGCGAGUCUUUCUGACCCUUCCUUCCUUCCUUCCUCCUCCUCCUCCUCCUCCUCCUCAUCAUCAUCAUCAUCAUCAUCAUCAUUUUUAUGAUAACCCCGACCUUUUCCGUCCUGACGGUCUUCACCUUAAUGAGAUUGGCUCAGCACGGCUUGGUAGGUUGCUGAACGAUGAGGUAUUUUCGUACUCAAAAAACUUUAAGCGCGAGAGGGGCGCCAACACAAUGUAAGCAACCAAACAGAAGCGACAGCCCAGCACACACACCAAGGCCCCAACAGAAAACACACGCAGACACCCGUCUAAUGCGCCCCGAAGCGUCGAAGACAAGAAAGGCAUUUCUGUCCUGUACACCAACGCGCGAAGUCUUAUUCCCAAACGGGAUGAGCUACUUGCCUACACUGACGUGGAGAAGCCAGACAUAAUAGCAAUCACGGAAACAUGGGCCACCUCUGACCACUUAAUGACUGAAUUUUCAGUUCCGGAAUACGGGAGUUUCUACAAGAACAGAUUUCACAAAAAAGGAGGCGGUGUCAUAUGUUACGUCAAUAAUACACUCCCUGCUAUGAAAUAAAAUAAACAAGACUCAGAGAAAUACGACUCCGUUUACAUAGAACUAAAAACUAGCAAGCACAACAAGCUGACGAUUGGUACCGUGUAUAGACAGUGAUGGGAUUCA
This is a messenger RNA of Eriocheir sinensis (Chinese mitten crab), 3083 nucleotides long. RefSeq lists its product as uncharacterized. Gene Ontology annotation, biological process: chemical synaptic transmission; nervous system process; monoatomic ion transmembrane transport. The transcript is spliced from 5 exons. Gene Ontology annotation, cellular component: neuron projection; synapse; membrane. The coding region runs from base 170 to 2500 and encodes 776 amino acids. Gene Ontology annotation, molecular function: transmembrane signaling receptor activity; extracellular ligand-gated monoatomic ion channel activity; neurotransmitter receptor activity. The record is from RefSeq and is a predicted model, not a curated record. NCBI's taxonomy places the organism in Eukaryota, Metazoa, Arthropoda, Malacostraca, Decapoda, Varunidae.